AUGACGCUAAAUGAGUCGAAAUCGCCGGGUCCAGAUGACGUACCGCCUGAGUUACUGAAGGAGCUCGCGGCUGAAAUAGUAAAAACACUGUCCAUGCUUUUCCAAGCCUCGUUCGAAGCCGGUUGUUUACCCGCCGAUUGGAAAUCUGCGCGGAUCACACCGAUAUAUGAAGAAGGCAGCAAGGCCUCUGCAAACAAUUACAGACCAAUACGCCUCACCUCCAUCUGCUACAAAAUCAUGGAAAAAAUAGUUAUGCGAGAGCUAAUACGCUUCCUAGAGCAGCAUGGGUUCCGUAGUGGCAGGUCAUGCGUGACAAACUUGCUCUACUGUCUGGAACGUUGGACUGGGACAGUUGAUGAAGGCAACACGCAGCGUGCAGGCUAUAAUGACUUUAAAAAGGCAUUUGAUAGUGUCCCACAUCAGCGACUCCUGCACAAACUCAGCCGAACAGGCGUUAUGCGUAAUCUCCUAAAAUGGAUCCAAAGUUUCCUAUUUGACCGUUCUCAAACUGUCCAUGUCGGUUGGCAGCAGUCGGCAGAGGUUGCCGUCGAAAGCGGUAUUUCCCAAGGCUCAGUUCUUGGUCCUACUCUGUUCAUUAUUUACGUCAACGACUGCGUUAGUGAACUGGACUGUGGUGUCGCCAUGUUUGCGAAUGAUAGUAAUCUCUGGAGCGUCAUUCGAACCGCAGAUGACGAAGAGCAUUUGCAGGCGAACAGUGGUUAA
This is a messenger RNA of Spirometra erinaceieuropaei, 723 nucleotides long. The record is from the annotation of a GenBank genome assembly. Lineage: Eukaryota; Metazoa; Platyhelminthes; Cestoda; Diphyllobothriidea; Diphyllobothriidae.